AUGUUCGGAAGUAUGCGCCGAGCAGAUGAUCCGGGUGUAUCUUCAGAUGAAGCAGCUACUUCUCAACAGGUAAGCCUUGGGCAAACGUUUUUCUUUUGAAAACCCAAUAAUGAAUUUUCAAAUUUCUAGCCAUCACUAACAACUGGAAUGUCUUGGGAACUUCGAGUUCAGAGCUUUGCUGGACUUUUCAUACUAUCUAUAAUUGCUUCAUUCUGUGUGAGUUUUUCUAGAACUCUAUCAUCAUUUUCAGAGAAAAAUAUCGAUUUUUGUUUCAGGGUAGCUACUUAUUAUUGCUGACAAAAAUCACGGGAUUCUGCAUAAUGACGUCAAUCAGCGCAAUUUUGUCGUUAUCAAGCACUUGUUGUCUAAUGGGACCAGUUGGACAAAUCAAGAAAAUGUUUGAUAAAAGUCGAUGGAUUUCUUCAUCAUUGUAUAUUUUGAUGAUAAUUCUAACUUUGAUCUCGGGAUUGUUUUUGGAGAAUGCGGUUCUUGCGAUCAUUUGCACUGCUGGACAGUAUAUUGCGAUGGCUUGGUAUUCGCUUUCCUACAUUCCUUAUGCUCGCGAAGCGAUUUCUCGCAUCUUGUGUUAA
Messenger RNA from Caenorhabditis angaria, 590 nucleotides. Lineage: Eukaryota; Metazoa; Nematoda; Chromadorea; Rhabditida; Rhabditidae. The record is from the annotation of a GenBank genome assembly.